Messenger RNA from Drosophila serrata, 783 nucleotides. Its product is annotated as G2/mitotic-specific cyclin-A pseudogene. Lineage: Eukaryota; Metazoa; Arthropoda; Insecta; Diptera; Drosophilidae. The record is from RefSeq and is a predicted model, not a curated record.
AUGGAAGGCAAGAAAAUGGAAUUCCAGCAGACCUCCAAGGACAAGGAAAACCACGGCGCUUCCAUUCCGGGAGUUCAGCAGCCGACAAGCGUCGUCUUCGAAGUGCUCCCCCACCACAGACAAAUACUUGAUAAUUUGCGGAAAUACGAGAUGAAAUAUCGCCCAAAGCCAUGUUUUAUGCUCAUGCAGAAGGAAAUCAAUCAUAAGGAUCGCUCCAAGGUAAUUAACUGGAUGGUGAAGAUAUGCAAGAAGUACAAUCUGAACACGGAGACCCUUCAUCUAGCCGUCGGCUACCUCGAUCGCUACUUGACCCUACAAGUUAAAGAAGUGAAGAAAUCUAGUUUGCGUUUGGUUGGAGGAACAGCCUUGUACAUUGCCUCUAAAUAUCAACAGAAUGUGGAUAGUUUUAGCUUCCUCACCGAAGACAAUUACACCAAGAAGCAAGUGCUGGACAUGGAGAACAUUAUGCUUCAUACUCUCUCCCACAAUCUAUUCACACCGACUUCCUGUUGUUUUAUCAAUGCAUAUUUGGUGCUAUUUGAAAUGCCAAAUAAGCUGAAAUACUUGGCAAUGUACAUUUCGGAGCUGUCACUGGUGAAGGGAAAUAUCUUCAUGGGGAUUUUGCCCUCUUUGGUGGCAUCCGCUUCGAUUGCAUUGGCCCGUCAUCUCCUGGGCAUGGAUAUGUGGACACCGGAGCUGCAGGAGAUCACCACUUAUAAGCUAAAUGUUUUUAAGAGGGUGAUUCGCAAGCUUUCUAUUAUCCACAAAUCGGCAAAAAGCUAG